Magnolia sinica is the source of this 2402-nucleotide messenger RNA. Its product is annotated as LRR receptor kinase SERK2-like. The coding region runs from base 83 to 2032 and encodes 649 amino acids. NCBI's taxonomy places the organism in Eukaryota, Viridiplantae, Streptophyta, Magnoliopsida, Magnoliales, Magnoliaceae. Gene Ontology annotation, biological process: protein phosphorylation. The record is from RefSeq and is a predicted model, not a curated record. Gene Ontology annotation, molecular function: ATP binding; protein kinase activity. The transcript has 2 exons.
ACUGCCUCGAAACACCACUGCAGUAAAACCGACUUUCCCUUCCCUUCCCUUCCCUUCCCCGCCCAUCCCACCCUCUGCUAAAAUGCGCUGCGUGCGCUCAUCACUUUCUCCUCUUCUACUACUAGCAGCAGGAGCAGCUCUUCUACUCUCUGCCAUCAUCUCCACCGUCAAUUCCACAACCUGCCCUUACGACAUCCCCUCAUCAACGGCCCUCAUCCCGCCCGCCUGCUACGGCAAUUACACUCCCGCUGCCGCCGCCGCCGCUCCUCCCACCAACUGCUGCUGGUUCGUCUUCGCCGCCUACAUCUUCGCCGCCAUCCGCCACUCCAACGCCACCGGUGACGCCUUCCUUCCGGAUCCCACAGCCUCCUCAUGCUCCGACGCCUUCGCUGCCUACCUCCUACGCCACGGCCUCGUCCGCCCCCAAUUCCUCCUGAGCGCCGGCCGCUGCAACCUCAACGGCGACGACCCGUCCCAGUUCGCCGCCGGCAAGCGCGCGUGCCAGUACUACACCGUCGCCGACAUCCGCUCCACCGUCAACCUAUCCACCGUAAUCAAGCUCUGUACUUCCGGUCUCCGUGAGCCGACGUUCGACCAGGCGUCAUGCAAUGCCUGCAAGAGGUCCGUCAUCGCCGCUACUUUAAGUCUCCUCCAAAUCACCAAAAGCAAGGAAUUCGUUCCUUGCGGGAUGGCCACGACGAUCGGGAUCUGGGCGUCGUUGCCCGAGAUCGGACGGUUCAGAUCUUACGCUCUUUGUAUGGUCCAGGUUCUUGAUGACAUAGGCAGUCUCGGCACCAGCAAUCUCAUCCCAUCUCCUCCUCUUCCUCCCUCCUCUCCUCCACGUGUGGAAAAUCCAAAAAAACCACGUGCUGCUAUUAAAAUCGCUGUCAGCUCAGCAGCUGCCGGGCUUCUGUCCGUAGCUGCAGUACUCGUUCUGUUGCUGGCAAUCCGCAAACGGAGAAGAUCAACGCUCGUAUCGUUCUCAGUUGAAGAUCCGACGGCCACAAUUGAAUCUCCGCUUCCAACCGACGGAUUGUAUAUUUUCACGAGGAGCGAGCUGAAGCAGGCAACGAACGACUUCGAUCCACAGCUGCUGCUGGGGGAAGGUGGGGCCGGGAAGGUCUAUUUGGGGAAGCUCCCCAGCGGUCAGCGCGUGGCGAUUAAAAGGAUCCAGCUGGAGAAAAAGCUCGGCGAAUUCUACCGCGAGAUCGAGAUCCUCGUCAAGCUCCGGCACCGGAAUCUGACGACGCUCGUCGGGUACUGCCUCCAUAAGAAGGAGCACGUGCUGGUUUACGAGUACAUGGCAGGAGGGAAUCUGUCACAUGCGCUUUACCACGGCGAGCUGACGUGGCACCGGAGGGUGCAGAUCGCCGUAGACAUCGCCGAGGGAUUGGCGUAUUUGCACGAGUUUCCGGGAGGAGCGGUCAUACAUCGCGACGUAAAGCCCACCAAUGUUCUCCUCAACGAUCUAGGACAGGCAAAGCUGUCCGAUUUCGGGGUGUCCAAGAUCCUACCGUCGGAAAUCAGCCACGUGUCCACGAUGGAGAUAAGGGGGACGCGGGGGUACAUGGACCCGGAGUGCUUCUCCAUGGGACACGUGUCAGAGGCGACGGACGUGUAUAGUUUUGGGAUUGUGUUGCUGGAGCUGAUCACGGGUAGUAAGGCGGUGGUCCCCACUCCUUCUGGUGGGGCCGAGUCGAUAGUGUACAUCGCGCAUGAGCUGAUGGGGAGCGGGACCGAGCCGGAUGUUAGGAAGAUCAUGGACCGGCAGCUCGGACCGGUUCUCGACCCCGGUUCGGUCGAGGAGGUGUUCAAGGUAGCGUACAGGUGCGUGAAGCCGUACAAGAACGAACGGCCGAAGAUGAAGGAAGUGCUGGAGGUUUUGAAGAGGGUGCUAGCUGAUUUGGAGGGUGUGGGGUCCACCGAGGUCGAGGCUGUGGGCCCCACGGGGAAUGAGGUUGUGAGCAGAGAGGUGUCGUUGGCGUCGACGUCGGAGAUCACGCCGCCUUCCGUCGACGCAUGGUCGUUGUGACGGGUGGUGGAGCUUGUUACUACUGUUAUCGAAUGUGGAAAUGUUCUAGAAUACGCCGGUGUGCAGUUUAGGAUUUUCCCACCCUAACGCCAGUCCACAAGGCAACAAAACUCGCUGACGAUGGAUGGAAAAUAGGUUUAGAUGCGGCGUUCUUAAAUUGCGCUUGGUGCGUAGUUGCAUCCCAUGGGAUCUCCUCUCCUAACAUGAUCUCAGCAACUUGCGGAAGUAAUUAACAGAGGUCUGGUUCGGUAGCCCGCUUUACUUCCGAUUCCACAGCAUCAUUUGUAGAUUUUGUAUGAAAGGAAAGAGGGAUUAUGUUUUCCAAAUCGCAGGAAAAUAAUACACUAGAUGGUUACGCUGAUGAGCAAUA